This is a messenger RNA of Recurvomyces mirabilis, 1020 nucleotides long. RefSeq lists its product as uncharacterized. The record is from RefSeq and is a predicted model, not a curated record. The coding region runs from base 1 to 1020 and encodes 339 amino acids. NCBI's taxonomy places the organism in Eukaryota, Fungi, Ascomycota, Dothideomycetes, Mycosphaerellales, Teratosphaeriaceae. The transcript has 2 exons.
AUGUCAACCACCAGAACUCUCCUCGCGCUGGCGGCACUCGCACCAGCAGUCUUCUCGGCACCACUUGCUUCUCGCCAAGCGCCUUCUGGAGUUCCAGCCUAUGUCCUCACAUACGCUCCGAUUGUCUACCUUGACUCCAGCGACCCAUACUUCCCAUCUGAUAUCGGCGCCCAGCUCAGCCACACCCAGCCAGAAGUGAACUUCGCCACUGUCUCUGGAGCUCCCAACCCUCUGACGUUGAACAACUUGAACACCCUCAAUAACCUAGGCGGUACAAAUGUCUACCUUACGUCCAAAGACGACAUCAGCAAAAAUCCAUCCUGGCUCAAUGGUGUUAAGCCCGAUGCGAGCGGGAAGACCAAUGGAGCCGUAUCCUGUGCGAUCAUUGUCAAUGAUCACGGCUCUGGAUUAGUAGAUGCUUUCUACAUGUACUUCUACGCUUUUAACUAUGGCGGCGACUACUUCAGCUUCAUCAUCGGCGACCAUGUGGGUGAUUGGGAGCACAAUAUGAUCCGAUUCCAGAACGGGAUGCCGCAAGCUAUCUGGUACAGUCAGCAUGCGAAUGGCGAGGCGUUCACGUAUGCGACUGUGCAGAAGAGUGGUGUGAGGCCAAUCGUCUUCUCCGCCAAUGGUAGCCACGCAAACUAUGCGAUCACCGGAACCCACGACCACACGAUCCCCAACGUCAAUCUGCCGGAAGGGCCGGUCGAGGACCACACCGACAAAGGAUCAAUGUGGGAUCCCACUCUCUCGGCCUACUACUACAGCUACAAUGCCGGUAGCAACACCUUCGCGGCUUAUGACAGUAGCACACCAGUGAACUGGUUGUACUUCAAUGGCCACUGGGGCGACCAGCAGUAUCCCAAUUCUGAUCCGAGACAGACGACGAUUUUCGGCAUUAGCGGGACGCAGAAGUACCAAGGUGGACCAACGGGGCCAGAGGACAAGCAGUUGAAUCGGACGAAUGUUUGUCCUGAUAACGGCGAUACGUGUAUUGUGCGUACUAUUCUUGGUCCGUAG